AUGUUGUCUGGCUUGAUGAUCGACGUGGUUUCGGUUUGCCUUGGCGAAGGGUCCGACCUUUCAGUAUUGAGGAGGAAUUGGAGUUGCAUCGAAGACGAUGGAUUGAAGUGCGUGGGUUCGGCCAGCCAGGUCAUGCUUGGAGGCCUUUUGCUGCAGGCGUGCAGCAUGUCGGUCAUGUCGGGCAGCUGGAAGCAUGUGAACCUGUGUGAGCCAGCCGCCAGCACCAUCUCGCCGGCCGCAGGCCCUGUCGAACUCUUUUCAAGCAGAGGCGGACACUGCUGCCGUGCGGAUCUCGGCAGGUGA
Messenger RNA from Symbiodinium natans, 303 nucleotides. The record is from the annotation of a GenBank genome assembly. Lineage: Eukaryota; Dinophyceae; Suessiales; Symbiodiniaceae.